Molecule: messenger RNA, 4045 nt
Organism: Pocillopora meandrina
Lineage: Eukaryota; Metazoa; Cnidaria; Anthozoa; Scleractinia; Pocilloporidae
Source: the annotation of a GenBank genome assembly
AUGGCAUCUUCAGUGAAAUACAGUGAAGACCAACUAAACUACUUCAGGAUUUGUUACGUCACCACUGACAUUCUGACCGAGGGACUGCGAGAAAUCUUUAAACAAGAAUGGGAUAGUCGCUACAAGGCCACGUUAGGAGAAUGGAAAGAUGAUCCGAAAAAUGGAUUGGACUUCUGGAAUGGCGAAUCGCUACGGAACCAAAAGAAGCAUGCACGUCUAUUAACAACCAUGACUAAAGGCAAUAGAGCUGAGUGGGAUUGUACCAUGCUAUUUUACGCCAUUCUUUUCUCCGAUUGCAUCCAUAGUCUCAGUACAGUAGUUAAGUCAAAUGUGGAUAACCUUAGGCUGUUUCGGAACGAAGAGUUCGCACAUAUCGCACGAGGUCACCUCUCGGACGUAGAGUUUCAAAAUGGCAUUAGCAAAGUGGAAAAUGCAUUUUUAACUCUCGGUCUUUCCACUGCGGAAAUUCAAGACGUAAAAACUCAAACAUGUUUUCCCACAGAGCAGCUGAGACAUGUUUUGAAGAAGGUGGACGACCUCAAGCUGGAAGUUCAGGAGAAAGAGAGAGAAAUUCUGGAGAAAAACAAAAAUCUUCAAGAAAAAGAAAACGCUUUUCAGGAAAACAACAAGAAAUUGCAGGAAAAAGGAAAGGAACUUCAGGAAAAAGAAGAACAAAGGAGGACCCUUGAAGAACAGUUAAACAGCGAUGCUUCUUCAUUUUGCAUUCUUCCCCCUAAGCCUUCUCAUGAGGUCGCACCUCGACAUUCUCAUGUAUCUGAGAUUAUACAAAAGCUAAAAGAGCUAAAAAAGUCCACGGAAUUAAGUUACUUGUUCAUAUCUGGAAAUCCUGGAAGUGGUAAAUCGCAAAUGGCCUCACUCGUAGCCAAGCGUUUGCUUGACGAAGUCAAGGAAAGUGCAUCUACUGCAUCGUUCGUAAUGACACUGGAUGCUGAAAACUCUAAAACACUUUUGGAAUCGUAUGCCACUUUCGCUCGACAUCUGAGGUGCCCAGAAUACGCUGUUACCAACACCUUCAACUCCAAAGAUUUGAGUACUGAUGAGAAGAUCAGAAGUCUAAAGAAAUUGAUCAGCACGAAAAUCGAGCUGUACUCAUCGUGGCUACUGAUAGUUGAUAACGUCACCAACAUGUCUCAUCUGAGUGGUAAUUUACCUGAUACAGGAAAUGGGCAGUGGGCAAAGGGCCAGUUGCUUAUAACAACACAGGACACCACGUCUAUCCCCCCGUCAGGUUCAUUUAUUGAACAUAUCCCAGUCAGCAAAGGUAUGGAUCCUCAUGAAGCCGGCUCUCUAUUAGAAAUGCUUUCUGGUUUUACUGACCCCAUGAUGGAAAAAGAAGUUGCUAAGGUAUUAGACUACCAACCACUUGCCCUGGCAAGCGCUGCCACCUAUGUGAGAGAAGUAAGAAACAACAAAUUAACUCCGGAUUUUGGCUGGGAUGACUUUCUAAAGAAAUUGGACCAGGGGAAGAGAAGUACAACAGAAGUAAUGCUCUCUGGAAGUAACCCAAGUUACAAAAAAUCCAUGACUGCAGCUACAACACUUGCGGUAAAGAAGGCGAUCGCAACGGAUAAAGUUUUAGAGCACACUUUUCAUUUUCUUUCUGUCUGUGCACCACACCCUUUGAGUCUAGAGAUUGUUGUAAAUUAUCUUAAGAAAGUGAAUGAAGAGCGUAAAGACCCUGAGAUACUUGCUACGAGAAUUUGCAAAUGCUCUUUGCUGUUAUUUGAAGAAGAUGACAGUGGCGUCUACAUUCGAGUGCAUCAGAUUGUUCAUGACGUCAUCAAUACUGUUAUGAAAACCUUGGCCAAAAACAAAGAGCUUGAAGCCAUUGAUGGGGCCAUUCUGUCAUUCUGCCAAGUUAUAGGUCAUAUCCUGGUUGAGGAUGACUCGCAUACUCUUAUCAGAAGCAAGAAGAUUGUUCCUCACUUAGUCACAUUGAGUGAGAUAAUCGAUGCUCUAUUUUCUGAAGAGGGUAUAUCCGACGCUAUCAAAGCCGGAUCAUCCACUCCCUAUGACUACCGAAACUAUUUUGAAACCCUUGGUAAAACCUGCAAGAAACACUGUGAAUUCAGAUCAGCAUUAAUGUACUUCAACACAAUGUUGCGAUUAACUCAGUGUGACGAGGUGUUUGGUGACAAAGACGUUAUAAACGCAUACGGUUUCAUAGGUACUGUGCACCAUUCCCUUGGUGACUUGCAGCAGGCAAAAGAAUAUCAUAAUCGUGCACUGACCUUUGGUCUGAAAAAGUUCGGACCUGAACAUGUCGAUAUGGCAGAAAUUUACAAUAAUCUGGGUUCUGUGCAUCAUGAUCUUGGUGACCUGCAGCAGGCAAAGGAAUAUCAUAAUUGUGCACUGACCAUUCGUCUGAAAAAGCUCGAACCUGAGCAUCUCGAUGCGGCAAUUAGUUACAAAGAUCUGGGUUAUGUGCAUCUAGAACUUGGUGACCUGCAGCAGGCAAAGGAAUGUGAAAAUUGUGCACUCACCAUUCGUCUGAAAAAGCUCGAACCUGAACAUGUCGAUGUAGCAGAAAGUUACAAUGAUCUGGGUAUUGUACAUCAUCAUCUUGGUGACCUGCAGCAAGCAAAAGAAUGUCUUGAUCGUGCACUGACCAUUUAUUUGAAAAAGCUCGGACCUGAACAUGUCGAUGUGGCAGUUUGUUACAAUAAUCUUGGUACUUUGCAUCAUGAUCUUGGUGACCUGCAACAGGCAAAAGAAUGUCAUGAUCGUGCACUGGCCAUUCGUCUGAAAAGGCUCGGACCUGAACAUGUCGAUGUGGCAAGCAGUUACAAUAAUCUUGGUACUUUGCAUCAUGAUCUUGGUGACCUGCAACAGGCAAAAGAAUGUCAUGAUCGUGCACUGGCCAUUCGUCUGAAAAGGCUCGGACCUGAACAUGUCGAUGUGGCAAGCAGUUACAAUAAUCUUGGUACUUUGCAUCAUGAUCUUGGUGACCUGCAACAGGCAAAAGAAUGUCAUGAUCGUGCACUGGCCAUUCGUCUGAAAAGGCUCGGACCUGAACAUGUCGAUGUGGCAAACAGUUACAAUAAUCUUGGUACUUUGCAUCAUGAUCUUGGUGACCUGCAACAGGCAAAAGAAUGUCAUGAUCGUGCACUGGCCAUUCGUCUGAAAAGGCUCGGACCUGAACAUGUCGAUGUGGCAAACAGUUACAAUAAUCUUGGUAAUUUGCAUCGUGCUCUUGGUGACCUGCAACAGGCAAAAAGAAUGUCAUGAUCGUGCACUGGCCAUUCGUCUGAAAAGGCUCGGACCUGAACAUGUCGAUGUGGCAAGCAGUUACAAUAAUCUUGGUACUUUGCAUCGUGCUCUUGGUGACCUGCAACAGGCAAAAGAAUGUCAUGAUCGUGCACUGGCCAUUCGUCUGAAAAGGCUCGGACCUGAACAUGUCGAUGUGGCAAGCAGUUACAAUAAUCUUGGUACUUUGCAUCAUGAUCUUGGUGACCUGCAACAGGCAAAAGAAUGUCAUGAUCGUGCACUGGCCAUUCGUCUGAAAAGGCUCGGACCUGAACAUGUCGAUGUGGCAAACAGUUACAAUAAUCUUGGUACUUUGCAUCAUGAUCUUGGUGACCUGCAACAGGCAAAAGAAUGUCAUGAUCGUGCACUGGCCAUUUGUCUGAAAAGGCUCGGACCUGAACAUGUCGAUGUGGCAAGCAGUUACAAUAAUCUUGGUACUUUGCAUCAUGAUCUUGGUGACCUGCAACAGGCAAAAGAAUGUCAUGAUCGUGCACUGGCCAUUCGUCUGAAAAGGCUCGGACCUGAACAUGUCGAUGUGGCAAACAGUUACAAUAAUCUUGGUAAUUUGCAUCGUGCUCUUGGUGACCUGCAACAGGCAAAAGAAUGUCAUGAUCGUGCACUGGCCAUUUGUCUGAAAAGGCUCGGACCUGAACAUGUCGAUGUGGCAAGCAGUUACAAUAAUCUUGGUACUUUGCAUCGUGCUCUUGGUGACCUGCAACAGGCAAAAGAAUGUCAUGAUCGUGCACUGGCCAUUCGUCUGAAAAAGCUUCGGACCUGA